AUGCACUCUCUGGAUCCACCAUAUGCUCACAACGAUGUCAAACCUGGAAACGUGCUUUUAACACGUAGAAAAGGACAGCCUCCUCUUGCGAUUUUGAUGGACUUUGGGAGUGCUCGUCCUUCGCGCAAGCAAAUCCGCUCCCGUCAAGAGGCCUUACAGUUACAGUCUUCAUGUUCUCUUGAUUUUAAUAGGAAUGGACAUCUGAACAUUGUUCAGCACCGUUUCGAGCUCCUGAGCUCUGGGAUUGCCCAAGCCAUGCAGAUAUCGAUGAGAGAACAGAUAUCUGGUCACUAUGCACGUUGUUUAUGUGUUAUUUUUGCUCUUAUGUUAUGGUGUUGUAUCCCAUUGCUCUGCUUUGUUAUGGAAGCAGCAGAUGUUUUAGCCGGUUUGGCCUUGUUAUUGCUUGAUGUAAACAAUUUCUGA
This is a messenger RNA of Eruca vesicaria subsp. sativa (arugula), 423 nucleotides long. The record is from the annotation of a GenBank genome assembly. Lineage: Eukaryota; Viridiplantae; Streptophyta; Magnoliopsida; Brassicales; Brassicaceae.